AUGAGUCAGGAAAUAAACACAGGGCUGCCGGGACAGCAGGAGCCCGGGAUAGAUGACGGUGGAGUGCAGCAGCAGCAACAGAUCGCAGCGGCAGUGUUGCUGCAGCAGCAUCCAGAUCGAAUGCAGCAGCAGCCACCGCCGCAUCAUACUGUUGCCAGUGUCCCUGCCGCAUCUCUGGCCCCAACAGAUGAUCCACUGCCGCAGCUGCAUGCUCUGCAGCAGCAGCAAGCGCUGCAGCAGCAGCAAGUGUUGCAGCAGCAGCGACAGCUGCCACAGCAUUUGUCUUCUCUUCAGGAGGUGUUACAACAUUCUACGGAGCCGCUGCAGUGGGCAGAGGCGCAGCAGCGGCAGCAGCAGCAGCAGCAGCAGCUCCUGCUGCAGCAUCAACAGCAGUUACAACAACAGCAGCUACAGCAGCAGCUUCAGCAGCAAGUUUUGCAGAGUGCUCCAAUACAGGGCAUGCAUGUCGUGGUGAAUCCCACAGAACGAGGCCUUCAUCUGCAGCAGCAGUUACUACUGCAGCCGGCCACGAGCUUGCAGCCGCAGCACUCGCAGCCUCAGCUGCAGCGGCCACAGCAGGUUCCACUGCAGCCGCAUCAAAUUCCGCUGCAGGAACAUCUCCCGCUGCAGCAGCCGCUGGCCCCAUUGGUGGCGCCGCUGCAGCGGCAACGCAACGUACGCUCAGCCCUGCGGGAUCGGCAAGAGCAGGAGCAGCAGCGUCGGCAGCACCUGCAGCAGCAGCAGCUGCUGCUGCUGCAGCACCAGGAUGCCCGCAUACGACUGCAGCAGCAGCAAAUGUCCCAAAGCCCUGCAGAAACAGCCCCAGGAACCUUCACGUCCGAGCCCACUCCUUUCCGCCGCGCCUCCUACGCGCCAGGCCUUGGCUGCCGCAGCAUGAGCGGCAGCAGCAGCAGCUUCCCAAGCAUAGACUACCCGCUGUCGCCAGUCAGCAGCCGCAUUAUUAACAACAAUAGAAGCAGUAGCAGCAGCAGCAGCUCCGCCGAGAGGCCAACGGGCAGGAGCGUCGUCUCAGAAAUAAGAGAAUGGAGAGCAAGAGCUACAAACAACGCCCCGGAUCAGCAGUUUCCGCAGCAGGAACAGCAGCAGGAGGAAAAGCAGCAGCAGGGACAGCAGCAGCAGCAGCAGUUUCCGCAGCAGCGGCAUGGCGCAGAGCAGCAAGCACUUUCUCCACUGCAGGAGCCGCAGAACCAGCAGCCUCUGCAGCCAGCGCAGCUGCAGCAGCCCCCGCAGCAGCAGGCGCAUCCACACCAGCAGUCAGGCCAGCAGCAGCACCCGCUGGCAGUGCAGCACGAGGAGCAGCCAGUUUCUGUGCAGCAGCCUAUUCUGGCCAGUCUGCUGCAGCAAGCGAGUGAUGUGCAACAGCUGCACGCUGCACCACUGCAGCAGCAGCAGGCGCCUCCACUUCAGCAGCAACAGACAGGUGCGCUGCCGCAGGAGCAGCAGGCUGCUUCACUGCAGCAGCAGCAAGUUCCGCAACAACAUCAGUUCGUGUCCCCCGUACAGCGACAACAGCAACCAGUCUCAGUGCCACAGGAGCAGCAAACAUUCCCACAGCAGCGACAGCAGAUUCUUCCGCAGCAGCAAGAACAGCAGACAGUGCCACUGCAGUGGCAGCAGCAGCUCCCAAUCCGGCAGCAGCCCCUACCAGGGCAGCAGCAGAAUUUGCUUCCACUGCAGCAUCAAGCUUCACUCCCGCCGCAGCAGCAACAGCCCCUCCCACAGCAGCAACAACAGACGUUUCCGGUGGAGCAGGGGCAGCAUCCACCACCACUGGAGAAAAAACAGCAGUGUCCUCCACUGCAGCAGCAACAAACACACCAACUGCAGCAGCAACAAACACACCAACCGCAGCAGCAGCAGCCACUCCCACUGCAAAGACACCAGACACUCCAGCUGCAGCACGAGCAGCAGACUCUGCCUCUACAAGAGCAGCAAGCGUUUCCACUGCACAAUCAGCAGACAGCUCCCAUACAGCAGCAUCCACUCACACUGCAGCAACAGCAGACACACCCACAGCAGCAGCACCAGCAAAUGCUUCCACUGCAACAGCAAACACAGCCACUGCCACUGCAGCAGCAACCGGCUCAAGCCCUGCAGCACCAGCAGACGCUCCCGAUACAGCAGCAGCAAGCCCGUUUGCUGCAGGAGCAGCAGCAGCAACAUCAGCCACUCCCACAACAGCAGCAGCAACCACUUCCUGUGCAGCCGGCUUUUCAGGAGACAGCCCCGCUGCAGCAGCCAUAUCAUCUGCCUUCCGCCACUACACAGGCAGUCCAAGGCCAGCAAGAGCCCCUCGUUGGACUUUUGCAGCAACAGCAGCAGCAGCAUCUACAGCAGCAGCAGCAACAGCAGCGGCAUCAGCAGCAGCAGCAACAGCAACAGCAACCGCAAUCUGCACAUGGAGGCGUACUGUUUUCCCCCCCACAUGCGGCCGGUGAGGCAAUUUCUCCUGCCCCUUCUGGGGGGCCCCUCACGCCGGAUAUGGGGGCCUCCGAGCCACUGGCGGGGGCCCCCCUGCCUGCUGUGGUGGGGGGCCCUGAGGACCCGUUGAGGUGGCUCGUGGGUUCUUCCAGUAUGCCUGUCCUUCGCAGUGAUGCUGUUCUGGGUGGUGGGGUCGGCAGCAGCAGCAGCAGCAGCAGCAACAGUAGCAGCAACAGUGGCAGCAGCUUUGCUAGCGGCCGCAGGGGCUCAGGAGAACUCGGCAGCAGAGGAUCUCUCGACGGUUCUUCGGCAUUUUUCGGAGCGGGAGUACUUGAGGCAGCAGCAGCAGCAGCAGAUGAGUUGGAUGCCGGAGCAGCAGCAUCAGCAGCAGCAGCAGCAGCAGAAAACAUCCGAAACAGCACCCGCACAGAUAGCGCUGCAAGCGUCCAGAAUACUGGUGCGAGGCACCUUAACAGCAGCAACAUUUCGUUGGCGCAGCAAAUGCCAGCAGCAACUGGUGCAGCAGAGUUGGGACGGACUUGGGGGAAUAUACUUUCACCUGACAGUGUUCCUCUUCGGCUCACCCCGCAGCAGCAGCAGCAGCUGCAGGAGCAGCAGCUGCUGACGCAGCAGAAGCCGCAUGUGGCAUCUAAGAAACUUGAUCGGGGCCCUUCUGUAGCCAUUAUGCCAGUGGAGUUAGGGUCAGUGGCAGAGGCAGAAGCAACAGAGGCAGCAGCAGCGGCGGCAGCAGCAGCAGCUGCUGCUAAAGUUCAGCAGCAAGUGCAGCAACAGAAGGACCAAGAACUGCAGCAGCAGCAACUGUGGCUGCAGCAGCAGCAGCUUCAGCUCGCAGCAGCAGCGCAGAAGCAACAAGCCGCAGGGAUCACUCUUCCUGCGCCUAUCCCCCGUACGCUGCAGCAAAUAGCCACCUCGGCUGCGAGUCAGCUGCAAGCCCCAAUUGGGGGUUUAGCGCCAGCAGCAGCUCCAGCAGCAGCACUAGCAGCAUUUCCUGAGCUGAAUCCUGCCUUGCCGUCUGGAAGUCUUCCCCUCACGCAACCACAGGAAGCGCUCUUGCAACACCAGCAGCAGCAGCAGCAGCAGCCGCUGCUAGUGAACGCGCAAGCUCUUCGCCAGCCGGUACUGCAGCAGCAACCCGACGAAGCAGUGAGACUUCAGCAGCAGCAGCAGCAGCAACGUGAAGGGCAACAGCUCCUGGAUCAACACAAAUGGGGGCAGCAGCCACAAGCGCUGCUGCAGCAACAUCAACAGGAGCACCUGCAGCAGCACGUGCACCUGCAGGGGCGGCAAGAGCAGCACGAGCUGCAGCAACACCAUGUGCAGCCGCAGCAGCAGCAGCACGCACAUAUCUCUCAGUCAGCACAACUGGAGGAACAUGUACGAGACGAGCAGCAACGGCAGCAACAGGCACGGCUUCAGCAGGAACUGCCACGGCAACAGACGUUCCAGCAGCAGCUGCUGCAGCAAAUGCAGGAGCAACAUCAGCUGGAGCAGCAGCAAAUGCAGCAGCUUCACCUGGAACAUCAGUGCGCACUGCACAGGCAUAUGCAACAGCAUGUGCAGCAACAACUACUGCAGCAUGUAGAAUUCCCUCCGCGGCAGCAGCAGCCACAGCAAGCGUCUCAGCUAGAGCAACAGCUCCUCCUGCAGCAGCAGCAUCCCAUUGCUUCUGAUGCACCUUUCGCUCGUGAUCCGCUGCAGCAGCUCACGCCUACUACUUCUGCUGCUUCUGGUACUUCUGCUCCUUCUGUUGCUUCUGCUGCUUCUACUGCUCCGUAUCAGCAACAGCUUGCAAUGCAUCAAGCACUUGCGGCCGCGCAGCAGGAGCGCCAGCGCCAGUCCCAACUGCAGCACGAAGUGGCCAUCCUGCAGCAACAUCAGCAGCAGCAGCACCAGCAGCAGGAAGCUGCUGCUGCUGCUGCUGCUGUGCUGUCCCAGGCCACCCUUGCCGAGGAAGCAGCGCGGACGCUGCAGCAGCCUCAGUUAGUGGCGCGAAACAGCUUUGGUGGUCCUAUGCGUCAGGUGCACUUUGAGAGCGGAACACUGCAGCAACAACAGCAGCAGCAGCUGCGGCAGCAGCUGCAGCAACAGCAGCAGCAACAGCAGUAUGAACUUCCGCACUUGCAAGUGGCAGCCGACAAGUGGCUGCAGAUGAGAUUGCAGGGCUCUCAGGAGCCCUUUGACGUAUUCUUGCAAAAGAAUGCUGCAGAGGUAGCGGCAACAGCGGCGGGUGCUGCUGCUGCGGGGAACGCAGCAGCAGCAACAAUGGCAGCAGCGGGGGCAUCCGCUGCGUCGACUGCAGCAGCAGCAGCGGCGGCUGCUUACGCUGCAGGUCAAAUGGGCAUCACGCCCUCCUUAUCUGGGAGCGUCUUGCCGAGUGAAGGCCAUAUUUCGUCAUUGGGCCCGAACAGCAGCAACUGCAGCAUGAGCAACCACAGCAUCAGCAACCCGAGUCGCAGCAGCAGCACCGUGAACUGGGCUACGAGCGAGCACCCCAGCUUCCUUCUGGAGAAGCCUGAAUGGCAGCCUUUGGUGGACGCCGAGGAGGAGAGCGGGGACGGCGCGUUCAAGUACAACAAAAGCGGGGGGGGCCUCGUCUCCGGACUGCAGGGCAUAAGGGGCCUCGACUGCAUCUGGGUGGGCUGGCCGGGCGCGGAGGCCCCCCCUGUGCUGCGGCCGCGGCUAACUGCUGAGUACAGGCGCCACGGCUGUUCGCCCGUCUUCUUAGACCAGCAAACCAUCGACGCCUACUACAACGGCUUCUGCAACAACGUGCUGUGGCCGCUGCUGCACUACCUGCCGCCCCCGCUGGACUUGGACUCUGGAGAGGAGCAGAGCCUGUUGCAGUGGAGGGCCUACGUGCAUGCAAACGAGUUGUUUUGCGAAGCUGUCUGCGAAGUGAUGCGCCCAGAUGACCUCGUCUGGGUGCACGACUACCACCUGAUGCUGCUGCCGAAGCUGCUGCGGGACCGCCUGGGCGACGACGGCUGCGCGCUGCGCGUGGGCUGGUUUCUGCACACGCCGUUUCCCUCCAGCGAGUUGUUCCGGCUGCUGCCGUACAGGGCGGAGCUGCUGACAGGGCUGCUGAGUGCCAACUUGCUGGGCUUCCACGUGGACUCUUACAUGCGGCACUUCUUCUCUGCAUGCGUUCAAACUUUGGGGCUGGAAGUCACGGAGCGGGGAGUCCUCGCUGCCCCCGUUGGCGGCGUCUACGCGCGCUGCGCAGCCAUUCCCAUUGGCAUCGACAGCGACAGCUUCGUGGAACAAGCUGCUUCCCAGCAAGUGCAGCAGGCAGCAGCGCAGCUCAAGAAGGAGAUGGGAGACAGACGGGUUGUGCUGGGAGUCGACCGGCUGGACUAUAUGAAGGGGCUUCCCCACAAGCUGAAUGCCUUCGACAGGUUUCUGCAGCGGCACUCCGACAUGAAAGAUUCCGUGCUGCUGCUUCAGGUGGCAGUCCCGACGCGCACUGGGGUCCAUGAAUACCAAAAGCUCAAGACCAAAGUGCACGAGCUGGUGGGCCGCAUAAACGGCAGCCGCGGCAGUUUGUCUCGCGUGCCUCUUCAGUCUUUGGAUCGUUCUGUGAGUGCAGUCGAUUUGUGUGCAUUAUAUUUAGUGGCGGAUUGUCUUUUCAUUACUUCUUUGCGAGAUGGAAUGAACCUUGUGGCCCUGGAGUUCGUCGCUGCGCAGCAAGCCAAGGCGCAGGUGGCGGCGGCGGCAGCAGCAACGCAGCAGCAGCUGCAGCAGCAAACGCUGCUGCAGCAGGACCCAAAGCAGCAGCCGCUCCCGGGGGACCCCACGGCUCCUUCGGCAGCAGUAGCAGCAGCAAACGCCACAGCAGCAGCGGCAGCAGCAGCUGCAGCUCCUGCAGCAGCAGCUGCAGGCACCACCGCCAUCUGCAGUGCCUGCGGCCACCCUAUAGGGACUUGCUGCCAGGGGAGCCCCUCCGGCAAGCAGUGCAAGGAAGGCGACAGCAACCUGCAUAGAGGCCCCGGGGUUUUAAUAUUGUCGGAGUUUGCUGGAGCAGCGGAGUUUCUGCAAGAAGGGUCUUUGAUUAUAAAUCCUUGGAAUGAACAGCAAAGUGCUGAGGCUCUCUAUACAGCGCUCACCAUGCCUAGGGCAGAAAGGGAGGAAAGACACAAGAAGCUGAUGCAGGUAGUCACUGCAAACACCAGCACAAUUUGGGCGCGGAAGUUUAUUGCUGCUCUCAUAGAGGCUUCUGACGAAUCCGAGGGAGUGCGGGCCUCAGUGCCCCCGCUGCUGCAGCCGGGGACCCUCGUGCCGCUGUUCGUGGGGUGCCUGCGGCCGCGGCUGCUCAUAGUCAGCGUCUGGGGGGGGCUGCUGCCAGUGCGCAGCCGCAGCAACUUGCCUCUUCCCGAGAGAACUCCUGACCCGCUGCCGCUGUCUGUUGCUGCUGCGCUCGCGGCCCUCGCGGCGCUGCCCCACACUGCAGUGGUGGUCUUAACUGAACACCCGCGGGCUGCGGUGGAAAACCUCUUCAAAGACAUUCCCGUUUGCGUUGCUGUUGAGAAAGGAGCAAAGUACCGCACACGGGGAGGACAGUGGCUGACCUUGCUUGAAGAAUCUUCUCUCCAGGGUCUCGACGAAUGGAUGCCAAGCACUCGGACCGUCAUGGAUUACUACCAAGAGAGGACCCCUGGCUCGUUUGUAGAGGCUACAGUUGGGACUCUGAACUGGCACUGGGACGAGCUGCAGCAAGCCUUUGGACGGCAGCAAGCCACAGACUUGCUGGCCUAUCUCAGAGCUUCCUUGCUGCGGCAGCAGGAAGAGCAGCAGCAGCAAGAACAGCAGCAGCAGCAGCAGAAGCAGCAGCAGCAGCGGAAAGAGCAAGAAGACACAAACUCAGAGCAAAGUCACGGAACCACCCAGAGCCAUCAGCAGCAGCAGGAACAGCAGCAGCAGCAGCAGCAGCAGCAGCAGCAGCAGCAGCAGCCGCGGCGCAGCAAGGUGGAAGUCGUGCUGGGGCCUCGUUCAGUGGAAGUUCGCGAUGUUGCAUGCAGCAGGAAGCAACUUCUGCUGCGAGUAGUUGACCGCGAGUUUGGCUCUUCUUUCUUGAGUUCUGUUGGAUUUUAUUUGUGCAUUGGGAGUUUUGCCUGGAGAGAAGAGGAUCUUUUUGAGUUGUUUGACGACGAAGACCAGCAGCAGCAGCAACGGCAGCAGCAGCAGCAGCAGCAGCAGCAGCAGCAGGAACAAGCCCCUGACCCCAUUCCGCCCCCCUUAGCCAUAGACCUUCCAAGUGUCUCCUUGUCUCCCACGCACGCACAGCAGCGGCAGCAGGAGCAACGUGAACAUCAGCAGCAGGAACUUCAGGAGCAGCAAGAGCAGCAGCAGCAACAGCAGCAGCAGCAGCAAGCAAUGCAGACUCCCGAAGCAGCAGGGAACGCAGCGGCGGCACGAGCAGCAGCAGACAAAACAGCGAAAACUGCAGCACCAGGAAGUCCAGCAGCUCCAACUGCUGCAUCAGCAGCAGCUGCUGCUGCUGCUGAGGCUCCAGGCCGGUUUUUGAAAAACCGCAGAAUGUCGGAACCUACUCCCAAAAGACUGAGCAAUCGACUGAGCAAGCAAGGAACUUUCCCGCGCUCGAGCCCAGCCUUCAUGCGCACAACCAGCAACAGCAGCAACAGCAGCAGCAGCAACAACAGCAGCAAGAGCAGCAGCAGCAAGAGGGAGUGGAACUGGGGAGGGAGGACUUGCGUUUCAGUCAGCGUGGGCCUCAACCUUUCCCGCGCCCGCACUUGUGUGCCCAACGCCUACCACGUACAGAGCCUGUUGAUACACCUGGCCGAGGCAGUGGCAGCUGCAGGGCUGCAUGCGCAGAAGAGCUCUUGGGUAUAG
Eimeria tenella is the source of this 8313-nucleotide messenger RNA. RefSeq names its product Trehalose-6-phosphate synthase, related. The coding region runs from base 1 to 8313 and encodes 2770 amino acids. NCBI's taxonomy places the organism in Eukaryota, Apicomplexa, Conoidasida, Eucoccidiorida, Eimeriidae. Gene Ontology annotation, cellular component: cytosol. The record is from RefSeq and is a predicted model, not a curated record. Gene Ontology annotation, biological process: trehalose biosynthetic process. Gene Ontology annotation, molecular function: catalytic activity. The transcript is spliced from 12 exons.